Molecule: messenger RNA, 2149 nt
Organism: Epinephelus lanceolatus (giant grouper)
Lineage: Eukaryota; Metazoa; Chordata; Actinopteri; Perciformes; Serranidae
Source: RefSeq, a predicted model, not a curated record
CUCUCUGCAGACUGUCGUUUCUCUCACUUCCAGAACACUCCGGACUCUCGGUUAAAGCUCAGUUAGAUUAUUGACUUUUGGCUGAAUCUCAAUCGACUGACUCUCAGAAAACUGUUCAGCAAACUUUCAGCAGACUCUCUGUAACCCUUCAACACCCUCUCAGGAUGGCGAACACAGCAGCAGAGCUGGCGAGGAGGAAGGCCCGGGAGGAGGACGGCAGCGGUUGUCGGGCCAACGCCGUCCCCUUCAACCAGCAGAAGUUUGAGCAGCUGCACAGCGAGUGUCUGCAGAACGGUUCGCUGUUCUGUGACCCGACCUUCCCCGCAGACUGGGACUCUCUGGGAUACAACCAGCUGGGACGCUACUCCUCCAAAACCAUUGGUGUGGAGUGGAAACGACCCACGGAGCUGUGUUCUGACCCUCAGUUUAUCGCUGAUGGAGCAAAGAGGACAGACAUCUGUCAGGGAGUGCUGGGUGACUGCUGGCUGCUGGCUGCCAUCGCCUCUCUGACUCUGGACCCUCAGAUCCUGAGCAGAGUGGUUCCUCCCGGACAGAGCUUCAGCUCGCAGUACGCCGGCAUCUUCCACUUCCAGCUGUGGCAGUAUGGGGACUGGGUGGAUGUGGUGGUUGACGACCGGCUGCCCACCAGAGACGGGAAGCUGCUGUUCGUUCACUCGGCAGAGGGCGGAGAGUUCUGGAGUGCGCUGCUGGAGAAAGCUUACGCCAAGGUGAACAGCUCGUACGAGGCUCUGACUGGAGGUUCGAGCAUCGAGGGUUUUGAGGAUUUCACCGGAGGAAUCUCAGAGAGCUAUGACCUAAACAAAGCUCCGCCCUUCCUGUUUAACAUCAUGAGGAAGGCUCUGAAACUCGGCUCACUGCUUGGCUGCUCCAUCAACAUUUCCAGCUCAUAUGAGACAGAGGCCAUCACCCGUCAGAAGCUGGUCAAAGGUCACGCCUACUCCAUCACUGCUGCACAGCAGGUUAAUCACUUUGGUUCUGUGGUGGAGCUGCUGAGGAUCAGGAAUCCCUGGGGUCAGGUGGAGUGGACCGGAGCCUGGAGUGACAAUUCGAAGGAGUGGGAUGGAGUUGAGCCGGAGGAGAAGCAGCAGCUGGACCAUUCUGCUGACGAUGGAGAGUUCUGGAUGUCCUACACUGAUUUCCUGUGUCAGUUUUCCCGCCUCGACAUCUGUAACCUGACACCAGACACGCUGACCAGCACCGACAUUGGACGCUGGAAUUAUGCUGAGUUUGAGGGCAUGUGGAGAGUUGGCUCCACCGCUGGAGGCUGCAGGAACUAUGCGGCCACGUUCUGCUCCAACCCUCAGUUCUUCAUCCGGCUGGAGGACGUGGACGACGACCCUCACGAUGGCGAGGAGGGCUGCACCGUCCUCAUCGGUCUGAUGCAGAAAGACGGUCGCAGGGAGAGACGCUUUGGACGAGACCUCAACACCAUUGGAUUUGCAAUCUACGAGGUUCCUGAUGAGGUGAGUUCAUCCAUCCAUCCUGAUGUUGGACACAACGAUGUGGAUCCUCACUUCAAACAUCUGUUUGUCCAGAUCUCUGGAAAUGACUCUGAGAUUUCAGCCUUUGAGCUCCAACAGAUUUUGGACAAAGUUGUUGCUCAGAGAUCUGACGUGAGGACGGACGGCUUCAGCCUUCAGACCUGCCGCAGCAUCAUCAGCCUGCUGGACAUGGACGGCAGCAGUAAACUGGGUCUGCUGGAGUUUCAUCGUCUCUGGAUGAAGAUCCAGAAAUACCUGGAGAUCUUUAAAAGUCACGACUCAGAUGGUUCUGGUACGAUGAGCAGUCAUGAGAUGAGAGCAGCUCUGGCUGAAGCUGGUUUCCAGGUGAACAGCGCAGUAAUUCAGGAGAUCGUCAGUCGAUACGCCGACAACAGUUAUGCCAUUGACUUUGACUGUUUCAUCAGCUGCCUGAUCCGACUGGAGCUGCUCUUCAAGAUGUUCAGAACUCUGGAUAAGAAGAACCAGGGGAAGAUCCAACUGGACUUGCAGCAGUGGCUGUGCCUCGCCAUCAACUGAGUGCCGCCGGCUCCAGGAGCAUGCUGGGAGUUUUCACCUGCAGCUGAUGUCCUAAUUAAAACUGUAACAGGAAGUCUGUUUCAAUGUUUUCAAAACUGUAUUCAUCGUUG